Babjeviella inositovora NRRL Y-12698 is the source of this 2719-nucleotide messenger RNA. Its product is annotated as ubiquitin-specific protease. The record is from RefSeq and is a predicted model, not a curated record. Gene Ontology annotation, cellular component: cytosol; nucleus. The transcript has a single exon. Bases 143 to 2440 code for a protein of 765 amino acids. Gene Ontology annotation, biological process: protein deubiquitination. Gene Ontology annotation, molecular function: cysteine-type deubiquitinase activity; zinc ion binding; protein binding. NCBI's taxonomy places the organism in Eukaryota, Fungi, Ascomycota, Pichiomycetes, Serinales.
GCAUGACAUCCACUGGGAGAAAAAAGAAAGUCUACCCCACUUGCCACCGAGUAUACCUAUUACCACUAUUAGUUCAUUAUCCAUUGCCACUAUUAGAUCAUUAUCCAUAAUUACCAAUUCAUCACCAUCCUCUUAUUCUUCCAUGACCUGCUUGCACACCGCCCAGCCGCCACUGCCUUCAGCCACGGUGUACAAAGACGAUUGCAUGUACUGCUUCGACACGCCAGAGUCGUCUUCUGGCCUCGAUAUCUGCCUCACGUGCUUUCAGGCGUUUUCCCGCGGCGACUUGAACCAUACCGUGGAGCACUUUGCGGCCUCCAACCACAAGCUCUUUCUCAACUUGAAAAAGACGCCGAAGCCGGAACCUCCCAGACCGACCAAGAUCGCCAAGUUGGAGGUCAGAGAGCUUUCUGACGACGAACUUUUUGACACUGCCACGUACUUUUACUGCGCGGCGUGCGACAGUGCAGUCGACGCGGGAGCGGAGGGCGCGGCUGCUGCGGCCGGUGUGAUGAGCGCUACCCUGAACGCCAAAAAGGAAGAGAUUAAGACCUGGGAGCAGGAGAUUUUGCCUUGUGAACACUCGCUCUAUCUUGACCAACAAGAGCACACUGGUCCGGUUCCACUCUCUCAGUGCGCGCUGUGCGACUUGAGGGAAAACUUGUGGUUGUGUCUCCACUGUGGGGCUAUGGGCUGUGGAAGGGCGCAAUUCGGCGGUAUUUCCGGGAAUUCGCACGCCUUGAGUCACUUUGAAGCAACGGGGCACCCGGUGGCGGUCAAACUCGGUUCGCUUUCGCUGGAUUCCGCGGAUUGUUUCUGCUAUCAGUGCAGUGACGAGGUGCAGGUGCCCGAGCUCACAAAGUUCUUGGGAAACUACGGGAUUGACGUCUCGAGCCACACCAAAACGGAAAAGAACUUGAUAGAGUUGCAAUUGGACCAGAACAUGCAAUGGGAGUUCAGCUUGGAGACGGCCAACGGGAAGUUGGAGCCAGUGUUCGGGCCGCACCUCACGGGGGUCAAGAACUUGGGCAACUCCUGCUACUUGAACUCCGUGAUGCAGAUUUUGAUGCAGCUAGAGACGUACAAGCGGUUUUUCGAGGCCCAGUCGUUCGGCGACAAAGACCCCUCCAGCCUCCACGUGCAAUUGCUCAAGCUUUACGAGGGGUUGGCUUCCGGAAGGUACUCCAAACCGGCACCCGACAGCGCGUACCAGAGCGGCAUCAAGCCAUCGGGGUUUAAGACGGUUAUCGCUGGCACCCAUGCGGAGUUUUCCUCCGCCAGACAGCAGGACGCAUACGAGUUUUGGCUCUACGCGGUGGAAAAGCUUGACGCUUAUUUCUUGGACAUCGUCGCUCCGUUGGAAAACCCCAACGUGGCGAUGAAAUUUGUCAUGAGGAACAAGCUUGUGUGUACCAGCUGCCACGGUGCGAGUUUUUCCGACGAGUUGGUCGACAGCCUUUCGGUGCCAAUCCCCGACAGAGUCAUCAACGUGGAUGCAGAUGGAAAGAAGGAGUACGAACGUGUCAGCUUGAUCGAUAGUCUCGCCAGCUACACCCUGGUGGAGGAAAUUUCCAACUUCACCUGUUCUAACUGCUCUCAAACAACCACCGCACGCAAAUCUAACGGGUUCGUGUCGUUCCCUGAGGUUCUUGUGGUCAGCGCUCAGCGUAUCAAGCUUGAAAACUGGGUUCCCGUCAAGGUGGAUGUUCCAAUUGCUUUGCCUCAUGAGCUCUUGUUGGACCGAUUCAGAUCCACGGGUUUGGCAGCUGGCGAGGUGCUUGUUGAAACUCCUGUUCAGGGCUUUGAGCCGAACCAGGAUGCCCUCAACAGCUUGGUAAGUAUGGGGUUUCCGGAAAACCGGUGCUUGAAGGGGUUGGCCAACACGGGAAACGCUCUGACGGAGGAGGCGAUGAACUGGCUCUUUGCGCAUAUGGAUGAUGCGGAUAUCGAUGCACCAUUUGUCGUGCCCGCUGCGCCGGCAGGACCUGCGGGCCCUGUCUUGGCCGAUAUCGAGAGUUUGGUUAGUAUGGGCUUUAGCCCACAAUUGGCGAACAAAGCGCUUGUGCUCUCAGGUAACGACGUCAACAGCGCCGUGGAAUGGCUAUUUGCCAACCCAGAUGACAGCGGUGAGAUCACCCAGCAAGAUAUGCCACGCUUACCCCAGGCAGAUGUCGACAGAAUGGUGAUGGAGAAUAUUUUGGCCAGCCCGCUGUGUGUGAAUGAAAGUGCAUAUGAAUUGUUUGGGGUGGUUUGCCACAAGGGUUCGUCUGUACACACCGGCCAUUACGUGGUGUUUAUCAAGCAGGAUGUGGACGGCGCUGCGAGAUGGGUGUUGUUCAACGAUGAAAAGGUGGUGGCGGUGGUUGAGGAGAGUGAGGAGAGCUUUCAGGAGAUGGAGAAGAACGGAUAUUUGUUUGUGUUUAAGAAAAGAGAUUGGUGAUUUACGAGAGGAUGAGAGUGGAGGUUUUCGUAUCUACAAUUAUUAUGUUUAUACAACUUGAUGUAUUGCAGGUGAAUAUAUUUGGACUGUCGGUAUAGCUUCGAAUUCACUCUCAAAAACACCAGUAAGAAAAGGCUUUCGCAGUUGGUCACAUGCAUGGGAGUUUCCUAAAUUCGGAGAUUUUCAUAAACCCAAUACCGGUUUUGUACAUCAUACACUAUCUAUAGUAAUUAUUAAGUUGCUGUUACGAACACUUUUUCAAGAGAAAUAUUAUCCAGA